This is a messenger RNA of Nylanderia fulva, 986 nucleotides long. RefSeq lists its product as uncharacterized. NCBI's taxonomy places the organism in Eukaryota, Metazoa, Arthropoda, Insecta, Hymenoptera, Formicidae. The record is from RefSeq and is a predicted model, not a curated record.
AUAACGGUCCGUCGUUUUACAGCUGGUCGACUCUUUUAUUCGAAGAUCCACGUGGAUGGAAGGAUCCGAGGUCAUUCCAGCAUGGAGUUUCCCCGGGAGGAGAGAACAGCACCAACAUUCCGUCCUACAAUUUGCUCAGCAUAGCCAUACCAAGAAGUCGUUUUAUCGCCCGGAUAAACUCGCCAGAAUGAGGAACGCCUGGUGUCGCAAAUGGAAAGCCAACCUCUACUACACUCUGCCCCCAGCUACUGUCCUGCGCGACAGAAUUGAAGAAUCUAUGGUUAAAAUCAACCCGACGAGCCGGAGCGAAACCAGGAAUGUAAUCGUUUUCGCCGGUCCCGCUCUCAUCGAGAUGAUCCUAAAACGAGUUCCGGGAAGAAAGACAAAGAAUCUGUAUAAUGGUGAAGUGGAGCGGGGUCCACGGAAAGGGUAUUAAGAAUAAGGACAGAACAAGAGAAUCCAAACGAAAGCAAAUUUGACUUUGCACUUCCAUUGUAAAAAUCGCCGAGGCUGAAGUCACGUGCGAGGACAAAAGAAAACAUGUGGAUACGUACACACAUCCUCUUUUUCUCCGUCUCGAAGAGAAAGGCCUUGAGAAGGGAAGUCCGACGGCCAUUACCACCGAACGGAGGAUCGAGAAGCACGCUUACCUUCGAGGGAACCUUCGAACGCAAAACCGAAAAGACUCUGAAAUCGUUUGAAUUUUAAACCACUUGUGGCGCGUUUGGCCUGCUCGAAGAUUAAUGGCUCUAGCUCUGCCCUCUUUUCCACAUUUUCUCUUUCUCUCUUGUUUUCUCAUGAAAACCAAAAAUAAAAAAAUACGUGUGCAUAUGGUAUUAAUUGCACGAAAAUUUAGGAAUUCGAUGAUGUAUGAGACUUUAAUUACUUAAAACGAGACGAAUGUCUCUUUUAAUUUUUAUUUUUAGAUUAAUAUUUGAUGUGUGUCAUGUUCCUUAAAAUAUAAAACGGAGCCCGAGCUCUUAAUA